AUGGCAGCCAAGGGAGUAAAGAAUCGAGACAAAGCAAGCGAUGAUGCGUCGAAGUCCCAUCUUCGAACUGAAGAUCUCUACGCAAUCGUCACCUGGCUUGAACAUCCACCUAACUUCGUGAAGUGCUUUGGGACAACCGGGAAGCCCUCAGUGGGGAAACAGUCGACGAAAACCAGCGGUUUCAAGGAGAUGGCCAACACUCUGUUCACUAGCAGCAAGGGGAAGUUUAAUCUUAAGCCUCAUCAAAUGCGCAACCGCUUUACUACAUACAAGGUGCGGUACCUACAGGACGCAGCGAAGGGAAUUCACACGCUGAAGCAAAAACUUGACUUCAUGUGCCCUUGGUACGAGAAAAUGAACGAUCUUUUUGGUAAGAAGUCUAAUGUUACCCCACUAGACUCUUUUGAUUCCACCGAAGUGGAGGAGGAGGGUUAUUUGACGGAAGGUGACAAAGACAACGAAGAGGACGAUGGCGGCGAAGGAAGUGCAGGGGGCGAGGACGAGGAAGGUGAUGAGGACUUGAUGUCUGUGGCUGAUAGCGAGGUUGGGCGAAGGAUUCUGCCUCGACCACGUAGCCUGAGCUUUUCGCUCAGCGAUACCUCUGACGCAGUAGGAGAAUCUUCACCCCACGAUUUUCCAUCGACUCAAGUUACUCCUGCGAGCGCCACGUUGACUUCCCAAGAAGUACACCAACCUUUCCAGGUGACCGUUGCUUCUGAUACAGUGACUACAAGCAAACGAUUGUUGAACAACGAUACACGGAUGUCAGCUUUACCCAAGUCACAACCCUCCAAGAAAGCUCGUCUUGCCCCACCUCCAGCUACUUUGAACACGUCCCCACAAGAUGCACGUGGUAGCGGUAGCAGAAUUGCAACUGCAAUGAAGCAGGCAGCUGAAUCAAAGGCGAAAGUUGAGAAACUACGCCUGGAAUUUGACAAGGAGAAAUGGUCUAGCGAGGCUGAAAGACAAUCAGAUCAACAAGUCCUGCAACGGGAACGGCUAGCGUUCGAAAAGACCAAAUGGGAAAAGGAGCGCGAAGAUAGACGCUCUGAGCUUAAGCAGCAGCAACGAUUCAAUGUCUUAAACUCGUUAAUCGAGAAGGGUCACAGUGUCGAAGAAGCUGAAGCGUUCCUUAAGCUGCUUUAA
Molecule: messenger RNA, 1146 nt
Organism: Phytophthora nicotianae INRA-310
Lineage: Eukaryota; Oomycota; Peronosporomycetes; Peronosporales; Peronosporaceae
Exons: 4
Coding region: 1-1146 (381 amino acids)
Source: RefSeq, a predicted model, not a curated record